This is a messenger RNA of Kwoniella shivajii, 756 nucleotides long. Its product is annotated as eukaryotic translation initiation factor 3 subunit K. Bases 1 to 756 code for a protein of 251 amino acids. Gene Ontology annotation, cellular component: eukaryotic translation initiation factor 3 complex; cytoplasm. The transcript has 5 exons. NCBI's taxonomy places the organism in Eukaryota, Fungi, Basidiomycota, Tremellomycetes, Tremellales, Cryptococcaceae. The record is from RefSeq and is a predicted model, not a curated record. Gene Ontology annotation, molecular function: ribosome binding; translation initiation factor activity. Gene Ontology annotation, biological process: regulation of translational initiation.
AUGACAGUAGCUGUACCCACAAAGAACCUUGCCGAUUGGCAUUCACCUUCUACCAGACCUGAAGUGAUUCACGAAUUGAUCCAUGGUGUUGAUCGAUAUAAUCCAACAAAUCUACCAUUCAUGGAAGAAUACCUUUUAUCUGAAAUCAAAGAAGGUCAAUAUGACUUAUUCGCCAAUUUAGCUAUCUUAAAAUUGUAUCAAUUCAAUCCUCAACAUUCAAAUCCUGAUAUAAUCAUUCACAUCUUGAUCAAAAACCUGAGUGCGACUGUCCAUGGACCAGAUUAUAAUUUAUCUCUUGGUUUAUUGAGAGAACCAAGUGCAAUCUUACAUGAUAUAGAAUCAGAUGACGAGUCACUUAUAACUAUCGUACCUUUCUUAACUAACUUACACGAGUUAAUUAGAACGUGUCAAUUCACAAACUUCUGGAAAGAACUUAACGGUGAUUCAGAAGCUGCCAACAUUAUCAAAUCUCGUUUCUUACCUUCUCACGCUCAUCCCAUCGAUGACUUGAGAUUCCAAUUCUCUCUAUCAAUCGCAUCAUGUUUCUCGUCAAUUACACUCACUCAACUUGGUCGAUGGCUCGAUCUCUCUUCUUCUUCAGAAAUAAGCUCAUGGUGUGAAAAAGUAGGAUGGACGGUUCAAGGUGACAAAGCCGUCGUACCGAAGAAUGGUGACAAUGACGUCAAAGCUGGUGUCGUAAAAGAGAACGUACAACUCAAUCAAUUGACGAAACUCGUUGCUGCUGCCGCUUACUAG